UGAUCACACGUGGCCAUUACCCUCGUGGCAUUCCGAGCGUGCGCUGCUUCAUUCCUGCCAGAGCGGUCCGCAAUCGAAGAUUAUUUUUUUUUUUUGCCCGACAGCGACACGCGAGUCGCGACAGCCGUCUGGACCCGGCCAUGCCUCUGUGCGAGCUGCACAACGAGGAGCUGCUGCUCUUCUGCCAGGAGGACCGCGAGUUCGUCUGCCCCUCGUGCACCACCUCCGCGUUGCACGCCAAGCACAGCUACAUCAGCGCCACGCAGCUCCUGCAGCAGCGCAAGGAGCAUAUUGCCAAGUGCCUCGAAGGAUUGCAGGAGAGAACAAAAUCCAUCGAUGACCACCAGAAGGACUCCGAGGCGAGGAAGCGAAUCAUCGUGACCUUUACGGAGCGGCUCUGCGAAGAGCUCAACAACGGCUACAACGAAAUGGAGCAGCUCCUGUCUCAGGACCGCACAGCCGCUCUUGAGCUGGCGCACGCGGAGAUGCAACAGGCCCUGCAGCGGAUCGAGCUGCAGCAGCUGGAGCUGCUGGCGCAGGAGACGGGAAUCAUCGAGGCGCAGCAGCGUUGGACUAGCGUGGAGCAGAGGGCGUCCCACGAGGAUGCGGAGGAGAUGAGAAAAUGCAUCGCGAAUCUGGAACAACGGCCGACGUUUAACGGAGACAAAGUUCAUGUCGACGAGCGGCGUCUCCAGAAUAUGCUCGUUGGCGUCAACAACAUCCAGAACCAGCUGAAGAGGCUGCUGCCCAGACCCUGGGCUUACGCGAGAAACUUGACGCUCGAUCCGGACACGGCCAACGUCGACCUCGUGCUGUCCAGCGACCUCCUCACGGUGUCCAACCGCAGAUCGACGGCGUCCGUGUCCGACUGCUUGUUCACAUCGCCGACCCCCACGGCCGUCGAGGAUAAUCCGCAUCGCUUCGACAUGGCCUUCAAUGUCCUCUGCAAGCAGAGAUUCAGCAGCGGCACGCAUUACUUUGAGGUGUCUGUGCGGAACAAGGAGGCGUGGACGGUCGGAGUGGUGAGUGAAGGCUUCAAGCGGAAGGGCACUGGUCUCGACACCCUCAUCGGCAAGAACCCGCACUCGUGGGCCCUCGUGGCGACGCACGGGAACCUGCAUGCCUGGCACAACAACAAGGCCGAGCAGCUGAAAGACUGCAAGCGUUUCGAGCGGCUGGGCAUCCUGCUGCGGUACGACGACGGGCAGCUCUCGUUCUACAACGCCGACACCAACGUGGCGCUCUACACGUUCAACGCCGCCUUCUCCGGGAGCCUGGCCGUCGCGCUCAACACCCGCGGCGUCGUGCGGGGGAAGAACACGCAGCCGCUGUCGCUGUGUCCGCUGCGCUUGGAGAUGGCACGCAACGACUCCGGCCAAGGCGACGAUGCCCUGAGCGUCGGCUCGGGCCGCGAGCACCACCGACCCAGGACGCUGACGAACGUCAUCGGCGACCACUUCCGGGCGGCCCUGUCCUCGCCGCGCUCUGCGCCCGCCUCCCCCGCGUCCACGCCCGACCACUCGCGGGCCUCCCCGACGGACCCGCGCGAGAUGAGCUUCCAACUCUGGCUGGGCAAGCAAGCGGCGAUGGUCAACAGGGCCGGCCCCUUGUCCGGCUCGCCUUGCGGCGUCGUCAGCGCCGCCGCCGGUAGCGGCGGCGGCGCUGCCGGCUGGGACCCGAAGCGAGCGUCGUGCACCUCCUCCUCCUAUUCGUCGUGGUCCAGCGAGGUGAUGGAGCCUCCGUACGAGGAGUCGUCGUCCGACGACGCGAUUUCCAUCGACUCGAGGGUCACCACGUCGACGCGGGCUUCCUGGUCCAUGUCGGAGAUUUUGGCGGCGGCGGCGGCGCGGGAGACCCCCAGCGCGAACGGCCUGCAGGCGACGCGGGCGCAGUCGAGCCUCGACGUGAGACGGAGCAACGAGGUCGGCAGAGGCCGGGGCGGAGAGGGGGGCAGCCCAUUUCGAAUGAAGACCCUGGACAAGGUGCGCAACGCACUGCAGCCCAGGUUGAAAUCGGGCAACGGCCAGGUGGUGAAAUGAGUCCGGGGCGCCGACGCGGCGGGGGCCAGAGCGUCCACCUAAAGCAGCCCGACAAAGACGAUUUAGUCAU
This is a messenger RNA of Lethenteron reissneri (Far Eastern brook lamprey), 2109 nucleotides long. RefSeq names its product E3 ubiquitin-protein ligase TRIM39-like. NCBI's taxonomy places the organism in Eukaryota, Metazoa, Chordata, Hyperoartia, Petromyzontiformes, Petromyzontidae. Gene Ontology annotation, molecular function: protein binding; zinc ion binding. The record is from RefSeq and is a predicted model, not a curated record.